GUUAAUUCGAUACGUUUGGACAAUAAAGAAAUAAGUGUUUCCAGAAUUUUCUAUACAUUAAAUUUACAUUAAAGGAAAAUGUUUUCCGUACAAGUGGUUACCUUGAUAUUAUUAUACUGUUUUCUGGAUGGAAUUUCAACUCAGGGAAUAACUGAAAUAGAAUCGAAGUUGGAAAAAUUAAUUGGGACUUUGAAAAGGACGGCAAAUAGGUACAAUAAUAAAUCGCAAAAUGUAGAUAUUAUUGAAACUUGGCUUCAGAAACCAUUUAACGAUUUGAAAAAACAGUGUGAAGAUAAAAAUGAAAAUGAAUUAGAAAAAAAAUUGGGAUAUUAUAAUGAAUCAUUAUUCAAUAUUACAAGUUUAGUUUAUAAAAAAAAUUAUACCUCCACUUAUUAUCAUCCCAUGGUUUUUAAUUUAUGGGCGAAGAUGCUGGAAUUUGUUUCUUAUGGAGUCGAAAAUUGCUUGGAACAGAAUGGUUUUCACUGGAAUUCGAAUGAUAAAUUUUAUCUAAUGAGUAAAAUUUUGUAUGAAAUUGCCAACAGAAUGUCAUCUGUAAAUCAUUUAACGGAUGAAGAUUAUGAAUGCACGGAGAACAUGUCACCUGAAAUUUGGGCAUGUAAGCAGUCUAUGGAAUUAGAAAGUGAAGAAUCAUUAUUCAGUGCACUUUUAGGGGAACUUAAACCCUCAUUUGGAAGAUGCGAGGAGAAUCUUGAGGUGAAAAAAUGUGUUUUGGGUGCCUAUAAGAAAUGCAGCAAAAGGUUCAUCAACGUGUAUAAAAUUAUGAUUAGCCCUCCAGGAUUCGCACUUGCUUGCAAAAAUCUUGAAAAUUUGUAAUAUUGUAUUUUUAAAAUAGGAUGAAAAAAUAAUUUUUUUAGAUUAAAUAAAAAAAGAUAUUCUGCUCAAUAUGGAAAUCUUAUAGUUAUCAAUAUUUGGAGAAGUUUAGGCAGAUAGCUGUCUCGAUGAUAAUAUAUUCAUUCACUUCCAUUUAAUAGACAGUCGCCGAAAAUA
Messenger RNA from Belonocnema kinseyi, 1008 nucleotides. RefSeq lists its product as uncharacterized. Lineage: Eukaryota; Metazoa; Arthropoda; Insecta; Hymenoptera; Cynipidae. Bases 79 to 834 code for a protein of 251 amino acids. The transcript is spliced from 5 exons. The record is from RefSeq and is a predicted model, not a curated record.